This is a messenger RNA of Colletotrichum scovillei, 1517 nucleotides long. RefSeq names its product cytochrome P450. Gene Ontology annotation, molecular function: heme binding; iron ion binding; oxidoreductase activity, acting on paired donors, with incorporation or reduction of molecular oxygen. Lineage: Eukaryota; Fungi; Ascomycota; Sordariomycetes; Glomerellales; Glomerellaceae. The coding region runs from base 47 to 1516 and encodes 489 amino acids. The transcript has 6 exons. The record is from RefSeq and is a predicted model, not a curated record.
CACAUUUCACAGCAAGGCAGUGUUACCAGCAACGACAACUUGCAUCAUGUUAUUGAAUCCGCUCUCUGGGGCGGCUAUCCUUGGAGCCCUGUUGGUGUUCUACCUGGCACGCUGCUAUUCAUCCCCAUUGUGGAAAAUCCCCGGGCCAGCCCUGUCUAAAGUCACCUCAAUUGCCCUGAGAUGGCACGAGUUCGGCGCCAAUCGAACGCUGUACAUUCACUCUUUGCACUUGAAGUAUGGCCCGGUCGUGCGGAUCGCUCCCAACGAAGUUUCAUAUACGUCUUAUGAGGCUGUCAAGGAGAUUUACGGAUCACUCGGAAGUGGUUAUGACAAGCAUCGUUUCUACAACCUCUUCAAGGUUUUCGGGCGCAGAACCAUGUUUUCAACCCUUGUGAAAGGCGAUCACGCGAAGCGCAAGCGUAUCAUUGCCGAUCGCUAUGCUAAUAGCAAUGUGGUGAAGCCCAUAGCGCUGAGCGGUAUUGAGAAGCGUGCGGAAGAGUUUGUUAGGCAGUGUGCAGACGCAGCAAGUAGAAGUGUGAAUGUCUAUGUCAAGCUUCACUCUUACGCUUGUGACUGCGUGACCCAUCACUUGUUCCAUCCUUACGGAACCAAUAGUCUCCAGAAACAGGAAGACACGGACAUGAUGGAGCAAGUCACGACGGACGAUAGUCUACGAAACCGCCUUAUCCAGCAUCACUAUCCCGUCUUUUACCAGUACUUCUCUAAGAUUCUUGACCUGUUCUUCGAUCCACGAACCACGCCUCUUGCUAAGGACUUCGUUGUUGGUGCUACUUCCAAAAUUGAUCCCGCGCCGUUCACCCUGUUAAGCCGUCUUCAAGACAAGAGGGAAAGCGGCAGCAGCGUCAACCAGAUGGACGCCAUUGACAUCGCCGCGGAAUGUACGGAUCACAUGGUAGCUGGCAUUGAUACAACCGGUGAUUCGCUGUGUUUCUUGUUGUGGGAACUGUCACAGCCUGCAUCUCUUGAGAUUCAACGGAAACUCCGGGAGGAGAUUCGAGAGAAUCCAGACGCCUCUUUUGACAAGCUUUCUUACCUUGACGCCGUGAUUCAAGAAGGCCUCCGAUGCUAUCCUGCGAUCCCAAUGUCCCUACCUCGCGUGGUCCCACCGGGAGGGAAGACCGUCGAUGGCUACUUUAUUUCCGAGGGUACCAUCGUGAGCAGCCAGGCCUACUCGGUUCACCGCAACAACGAUGCAGUCUUCCCCAACCCUGACACCUUCAGCCCUGAACGCUGGCUAUCCCCCACCGGAGAAGCCGAGAGGAAGAGACACAUGUUUGCUUUUGCUCAUGGUGGAAGAGGCUGUGUCGGAAAACACCUUGCAUUGGCAGAGAUGAGGAUUUUGCUCCGUGGCAUAUACGGACGAUACUCCACUGUACCAGAUCCUUCCAUCACUCCCGAGAGUAUGCGAUCUCACGACCAGAUCAUUUCUGCCCGGCCAUACGGACAACGGUGUCUCUUGCGAUUCAUUCCUAUUGCGAAUGAAGAGGUUGUAUAAG